AUGAGCUCUUUGGAUUUCCCAAAUGGCGCCGCUACGCUCGGAUCCCUCUUCGAUCUGGACGAAGCAGGACCGCGCAGCCCAUUGCUAAAGGCCCGGAAGCUAGAGCUUUUCGUGUCGAGAAGCCCAUCGCCGGACCCGACACAAGUCAGUGACUCCUUACAUACAAGCCCCGGGCAGAGCACAUCUAAUCGUCGGCGCAAGGUCAAACCGUCCCGCGGCGAUGCUGUGCUGAUACAGUACAUGGGCAACUACCGGAACAAUGACAUUGGUAACGCGGCUAGUGAGCAGCCUUUGUCGGAUAGCUCGGAAGAUGAGGUGGACGAGGACAAUGAGGAUAGUGGUGCCGAACAGGAGAUUGGCGACGGCGAUGAAGACGAAGAACAAGAGCUGGAAGAAGAUGCCCGCAUGAGCGACGAAUCCGACAAGGGCGACGAUGCAGCACAGAAGACCCGGAAGAUAGAGCCGACAUUAAUACGCGAGCGGUUGAUGGGCCCGGUGGAUAUCAAGAAAGAGCCCCGUUUCAAGCACGACAGGCCCGACCUGGACGGGCCUGCUUUGACGGCGUCCCCACAAGCCUUGACGGGGAAUGGCGUUCCUGGAAGCUACAGCAUGCAGGCCGUGGCUACAGCUACACUAGCCCUGACUGCACGCCAGUUGAUAGCCAGGCCAGACCCAGACGCAAUGAAUAAUGAGGACGAGAUGGUCAUAGACGAGCCUUGUGCCAUUGCGGCCCCGACAGCUCGGCCCGAACUGAAAGAUAUGGCCCUGGGUGCGCUGAGUCUCGAAGACAACAAGAAACCGGGUAGCAUUGAAGAACGUUCGCCCGUCAGCGACACGGACACUCCCGGCUGCCACUUUUUGGAUGGUGGCAACCACCCGUAUGCUCGCGAGUAUCCCGAGACAAACACCCAGCUGCGGACGCCAGCGUCGACAGGAACGCCCCAAGAUACUACCAGCAUGGCAGCGGUACGGGGUGAUCGGCCGGUGGUCAACAAGGGCCCGCUGCCGUGGGCGACGCCAUCUUCCAUCAGCUCCCCUAACGAGCAUCCUUCUGCAUAUCCACAUGCGUCUCCCGGAUUCACAACGCCCAGACUGCCCAACCAUCUGCCUCCCAUCCAACAGCAGUGCGAGUACAAAUACACCGACGCGAAGAACAACAUAAAGCCGCUCAGUCCUACCAACAUCAACAGCAUUAGCGACAAUGCCACGGUCCUUCCGCCUUUUCGCGACCUACACCUACCCGGACCGGACUCGGCUUCCGACGACCACCGGAUCGGUGCUACUCCUCUGUCCGACUCUCUCGGGCGCCUACCAAGUCUGUCGUCAAUGGUUUACAGUCGUUCUCCCCCGAUCUCGCCCAUCUCCACAUUCCGUCGCAACAGUGACCUGACUUCGCCGAAAAACAACACUACGGGCAGCGGCGGCGGCUCGUUUUAUGCCCCUGCAUACACCACUGGCAGACCACCAGGAGCGGAUUAUGACCGACGAAACUCGGCCAUAUACAGGACGGGCUCGGUGAGGCCGGCACCCAGCCAAGCACAUCCGGUCUUGGCUCCGGCCAUGGCAGCACCAUCAGGGGUGACGGCAGCGCUGACGCUAGCACCAGUCCCAGCAUCAGCAUCAUCAUCAGUACCAGCACAAGCAGCGAGGCAGGUAGCUAUACAAGGCAAAGAUGCCCCGGGCACCUCGGAAGGCGACAAGAUGCCCAUCGAUGUGCAAACGACAACACAUGUGGCACAAGGAAACUUUCGGUGCAGGGAGCCGGGCUGCUUAGCGCCGCCCUUUCAGACGCAGUACCUGCUCAACUCCCACGCAAACGUGCACUCGUCGGCGCGACCGCAUUACUGCCCUGUGAAUGGGUGCCCACGCAACCGACCAGGCUAUGGGUUCAAGCGCAAAAAUGAGAUGAUUCGCCACGGACUGGUGCACGACUCACCUGGCUACAUCUGCCCAUUCUGUCCGGAUCGAGAGCACAAAUACCCACGUCCGGACAACUUGCAGAGACAUGUUCGAGCACACCACCAAGAAAAGCCCAAGGAUGACCCGCAACUGAGAGAUGUCCUGGCACAGCGACCAGAUGGCGCGCCUCAGAGACGACGGCGGCGCCUUGCCUGA
Grosmannia clavigera kw1407 is the source of this 2115-nucleotide messenger RNA. RefSeq names its product c2h2 type zinc finger domain containing protein. The coding region runs from base 1 to 2115 and encodes 704 amino acids. Gene Ontology annotation, biological process: regulation of transcription by RNA polymerase II. Gene Ontology annotation, cellular component: nucleus. The transcript is spliced from 2 exons. The record is from RefSeq and is a predicted model, not a curated record. NCBI's taxonomy places the organism in Eukaryota, Fungi, Ascomycota, Sordariomycetes, Ophiostomatales, Ophiostomataceae.